AUGUUAUUCAGUUAUUUAUUCCUAAUAACUCUUUUAUUUCAAAAACUUGCUCUGGCGUCAAAAGAUGCCGCUAUCAAUGGUUGCCCCAACUUAGAUUUUACGUGGCACGCGAAAAUUCAAAAUAUUAUGCCUUAUACCAUGGACAUCACUGAUGUCAAUUUGGUGAAAGACAAUCUAUUCGAAAUCACUAUUCAUGUUGUAGGUCAAAAACAAAUUCCUUUAAAAUACCUGUAUUCUUUGAAAGUUAUCGGAAUCAAUGGCCCCAAAAGUACUGUUCAAUUGUAUGGUAAGAAUGAAAAUACUUAUUUAAUCAAUAAUCCAACUGAUUUUACAGUAACUUUCCAAGUAUAUGCUACAUUGUCUAAUUGUCAAUGGUGGUUGCCAAACUUUCAAAUUCAAUUCGAAUAUUUACAAGGUGCCGCUGCUCAAUACUGGUUAACAUGGAUUUGGGGUACGACAAGUUUUGAUUUAAGUACUGGUUGUAAUAAUUAUGAUAAUCGAGGCCAUUCUCAAACCGAUUUCCCAGGUUUUUACUGGACCGUUGGGUUACCAUCUAGUUGUAACCCCAAGCCUAUUGAAUCAUCUGCCGAACCAAGUUCUGUUGCCCCAUCUGUUGCUCCAAGUUCCGUAGCUCCAUCUGUUGAACCAUCUAUUGCUCCAAGUUCUGUUGAACCAUCUGUAGCUCCAAGUUCUGUUGCUUCAAGUUCCGUUAUUCCAAGGUCUGUCGCUCCAAGCUCUGUUGAACCAUCUGUCGCUCCAAGCUCUGUUGAACCAUCUGUCGCUCCAAGCUCUGUUGAACCAUCUGUAGCUCCAAGCUCCGUUGCUCCAAGUUCUGUAGCUCCAAGCUCUGUAGCUCCAAGCUCCGUUGCUCCAAGCUCCGUUGCUCCAAGUUCUGUAGCUCCAAGCUCUGUAGCUCCAAGCUCCGUUGCUCCAAGCUCUGUAGCUCCAAGCUCCGUUGCUCCAAGUUCUGUAGCUCCAAGCUCUGUAGCUCCAAGCUCUGUUGAACCAUCGGUUGCUCCAAGUUCUGUUGCUCCAUCAGUUGCUCCAAGCUCAGUUGCUCCAUCAGUUGCUCCAAGCUCCGUUGAACCAUCGGUUGCUCCAAGUUCUGUAGCUCCAAGCUCUGUUGAACCAUCUAUUGCUCCAAGUUCUGUAGCUCCAAGCUCCGUUGAACCAUCGGUUGCUCCA
This is a messenger RNA of Maudiozyma saulgeensis, 1185 nucleotides long. Lineage: Eukaryota; Fungi; Ascomycota; Saccharomycetes; Saccharomycetales; Saccharomycetaceae. The record is from the annotation of a GenBank genome assembly.